AUUUUACAUCGUAGAAAUAGAGAUAGCCUUGUAAAUAAUUUAAGCUCAUAUAUUUCCCCCUUUUUUAAUUAUUUGGCCACCUGUUAACCAACAAGUAGCCUAUUAAAAUGUAACCAAGCCACGGCGGCUUGAAAGUGAAAACAUUUGUUAUAGUCAUGCUCAAGUCAUUAUGUCUCUUCUCCACUCCUCCUGUUUCAACAGCUGAACGGGUAGCCAAGUAGUGGAGGGGGAAAGUAAGUACUGCCGUGGUCUCCCAGGGGAUUUAUUGUAUGAAUAACAGGGACUUCGAAGUACCCAACAUGCCAACCUUCCGUGCGUUUGUUUGUACGAGGGGUUCGCAACGCCAUGGACAACACAGUCGACAGGCUGCAUAGGAUAAUCAGUAUAGCAAACCAACAGCAAGCAUGGACUACAACGGAACCUGGAAGGUGUAUUUUGAUGACAAUCUGGAAGGGUUUCUGAAAGCAAUGUCUGUACCUGAGAUGAUGAUCAAAAUGUCCAAGGACGUGAAGCCGGUGACCGUCAUAAAGCAGAACGGCCCUGACUUCACCAUCGAGGUGAAGACGCCCGUACGCACCAACGUCAACUCCUUCAGCCUGGGGAAGGAGACGGAGAUCACCGCUAUGGAUGGGAGGAAGUUCAAGUGUACAGUCAGGGAAGAGGAGGGGAAGCUGGUGUUCGAAACAGACAAGUUCACCUCUGUUCGUGAGAUCCAAGGAGAGGACAUGGUGGAAACGGUGACUGCUGGCUCCGCGUGCCUCAUCAGGAAAAGCAAGCGGGUCUGAUGAACGUCGGCAACUACCAAUAUGGCCACCAGAUCGCGCCAAAGCCUUCCUCAAACGACAUUAAAUGAUUUGAAGCAAAUAAAAUAGUUGUCGGUCUUUAAUACCGUUUCGCUAUGUUAAACUAU
This is a messenger RNA of Gadus morhua (Atlantic cod), 910 nucleotides long. It is a transcript of the gene fabp10b, whose product is annotated as fatty acid binding protein 10b, liver basic. Gene Ontology annotation, molecular function: lipid binding. The record is from RefSeq and is a predicted model, not a curated record. The coding region runs from base 405 to 785 and encodes 126 amino acids. NCBI's taxonomy places the organism in Eukaryota, Metazoa, Chordata, Actinopteri, Gadiformes, Gadidae. The transcript has 4 exons.